Messenger RNA from Tyto alba (common barn owl), 4012 nucleotides. RefSeq names its product hypoxanthine phosphoribosyltransferase 1 (gene HPRT1). Bases 70 to 726 code for a protein of 218 amino acids. Gene Ontology annotation, molecular function: hypoxanthine phosphoribosyltransferase activity; magnesium ion binding. Gene Ontology annotation, biological process: hypoxanthine metabolic process; guanine salvage; GMP salvage. NCBI's taxonomy places the organism in Eukaryota, Metazoa, Chordata, Aves, Strigiformes, Tytonidae. The record is from RefSeq and is a predicted model, not a curated record. The transcript is spliced from 9 exons.
CGGGGCGCGGCGCCUCCUCGCUCCUCGCCGCCCGCCGCCGCCGCCGCUCCCGCCGGGCCGCCCCGCUCCAUGGCGACCCCCAGCCCCUGCAUCGUGAUUGGCGAUGAUGAACAGGGUUACGACCUGGACUUGUUCUGCAUACCUAAACAUUAUGCAGAUGAUUUGGAAAAAGUCUAUAUUCCUCACGGGCUCAUCAUGGACAGGACGGAGAGACUGGCACGAGAAAUUAUGAAGGGCAUGGGAGGACAUCACAUUGUAGCACUCUGUGUACUCAAGGGUGGCUAUAAAUUUUUUGCUGAUUUAUUAGACUACAUCAAAGCACUGAACAGAAACAGUGACAAAUCAAUCCCCAUGACUGUCGACUUCAUUAGGUUGAAGAGUUAUUGUAACGAUCAGUCAACUGGAGAUAUAAAAGUCAUUGGUGGAGACGACCUCUCAACCUUAACUGGAAAGAAUGUUUUGAUUGUAGAAGAUAUAAUUGAUACUGGUAAAACAAUGAAAACGUUGCUGUCUCUACUUAAGCAGUACAAUCCAAAGAUGGUGAAAGUAGCCAGUUUGUUGGUAAAAAGAACUCCUCGAAGUGUGGGAUAUCGGCCAGACUUUGUUGGAUUUGAAGUGCCAGACAAAUUUGUUGUGGGAUACGCCCUAGAUUACAAUGAAUACUUUAGAGAUUUGAACCAUAUCUGUGUGAUCAGCGAGACGGGGAAGCAGAAGUACAAAGCGUGAAAGCAUAGUUCAAGUGCUAUGACAACAGAGCUUUGAAAUGUUUUGUUUACCGAGUCCUAUCUUUCACAGGCUUCAACUCUGGUACACCAGCUAAAAUUGUAGAAUGCCCCAGCCCCAUUGUCAGACGCUUACUAUAAUUUAUUGCAUGUACAUUAUAAGAGCUCGUCUUGUUCAUUUAUAUUUUAGAAAUGUAAACAACUAGUGCAAUUCUGCACUCCUUAUUUUGAUUUGCACUAUGACUCUACCGACUAUUGCUGCCCCUGGUUGGGUUGUGCUGUUUGUGAGCUCCAGAGUCUAACUCUUGCAGUGGUAAAUUGCUUAAACCUCAUCAACCCAGAACUGAAAUAGUUCAAGUACUGUAAAUGUAAAGCAUUUUAUGAUAGGGAAGUCUAUUAGUAAUAUUUUUAAAAUCUGUAAUUUAAGUUUUAUAUUAUAAUGCACAGAUGUGAUUGUGAUUAAUGGAUAGUUGCACCUUUGGGUGUUAUAAAGCAUGAGGAGCAGCCAGUUACAGUAUCUGUAAUCUCCAAGGAGCUCAUUCACAUCUCCUGGAAUUGCCUUAUUGCUGUAAAAGGAAGUCUGGGUGAAAAAUGUCUCUUUUUUUUUUUUUUUUUUUUUUUUUUAUUAAGGGAGGUGGAAUGACGAAACAGAAUAUUUAAGAUCUAGUUGUAGUUGAGCUGCCUGUUUCUGUUAGAUUUUUUUUUUUUCUUUUAAAAUAUCCAUCAGUCAGUGGAAUUGCCUUUUAAAUUUAAACAAUUUUAAUAUAUUUGUGAAAAAGUAUUGUAAUGUUUACUUUAUAAGAUCUACAAGACAAAGUACUUUAAAUAAAGGCUGUCUCUUUAAAAUAAGCCCCAUACAUCUAUGCCACUCAUUCUGUAUAGUAAAGUGCUCUUCUCAGUAAUAUUUUUCAUAAAUGUUUCUGACAGUGAAGGCAGACUCUACAUUUGUUAUCUUUGUAGAGCUUUUGGUUAAUAUUAUCCUGUCUACAAGAGAGAUGAUAAAGUGCUGAGGAGAAAUAUCGAAACACUUGCAUAUUUUAUAAACAAACUAGAUCUCAGAGAAAAUGGUUUAAGCACUGUCCUUUGUUCUGCGUUGGCAAAAAUGAAGAGUGGAGAUUAGACAUUCAUUAAACAUAGACACGUGGAAAAAAAAAAUUAAAAAAAACCCAACCAACCAACCAAACAAACCCACAACCGUUUUGUAAGUGAUGGUUUGGGUUUGUAUCAUUAACAGCUCUGUUCGUGUUGAGUUUAAUUCUGAACACGUCAGCCCAUCUCACACCUCGUCCUUGGGCCGUGCUUUUAGGUCCCUUGGUUUACGUGGUUCUGGUACUUCUGCGCGUGGAUUCUUCCACUCUAUGCUCAGAUUUACCGCUGCUCGGUGCUUAAUAGAUGAGGAAGUUUUUGCCAGCCUGUUUUGAAAGCUUUUUCUGUGGUUUUGAAGUUUGACUCAUGUUUCUGUACUUUUCCAAGUACUGCGGCAUUGCUGUCCACCCAUGGUGUGCUCGGUUCCAGCUGCAGCAGUUAGCAGGAGAGCUAAAACACGAGUGAUACACGCGGUGUAAUUUAGAUCAAAUGACCACAGUGUGUCUGUUUGUAAAUCAAAAUUCUCAAUAGCAAAUAGUAGAACACUGGUGGUGAUUAUACCGUACUUUUGCAAUGUUAUACUUCAUGUCCAGGGAGCUUUUUUUCUAAAUGCUCUACAAAGGCCGAUUGUAUUUCUCGAUGUCCUCAAUACCAUUUGUGCAUAUGCCUUUUCAAGAACCUGUACUGUCCCUGGGGCAACUUGUUGCAAAAAUACCUGAUGCAUCUCCAAGAAGAGGAAACACAAAAGUAACGUAUAUAAUAUAUAUAUAAAUAUAUAAAAAAAUAUAAACCCACUCGUGAAUUAUUAUAUCUGCUCAAGUUUUCACUGGUUCUGGUUGAACUUGAUGUCUAAUCUUAAAAAGUGAUGUUUCUUCAGCCUUGUUAAUAGUUCCUACUUCACAAUGCGUUUUCAAAUAAAUUCAUGACACUAGAGAUUACAAGAGAGAGGUGGCUUAAAAGUAUAUAUUUACACAUCAAAACAAUGAGAAUUGACGAUUUUCGGUAUCUUUUAGGACAAAACUCUUAAAUUAGUCUAUCCUGAGAUGUUUUCCUGGCUUGGUUAGGAUGGUUAAGGGAGGAGAGGGCGGGGUAGUCAUAACAAAAGGUUUAUCCUCCAAACUGUGGCUGGAGCGGGGAAGUGCCUGGUGUGUUGGGGGUUGGCCCUGCGUGGGCACGUGCCCGUGGCGCAGGCACAGGAGUGGUUGGGGAAGAUGCCACCUGACCCAACAGACCUCGCCUGCGAGCGAUGGAAAAGGCCAAUAUUAAACAAAAAAAUAAAAAUAAUCUUACUGAAUGUUCCCACAUUUCAAAUGCUGGGGAACAGGCACUUCCUUCCCCGAGGCGCUUGUCAGAGGAAGUUUAUCACCCCAGAGGGAUUCCUUGUUCAAAAGCUUUUUCUGUGAAAAUUGUUCAGAGGAGGAGUUACCCGCUUUCUCGCCCUUGCUAGCCCAGUCCUGACACCGCAGGCUUUUACAGCACCUGCACGUGCUCUACGGGAGGAUAAAUUCUCACUUGAAAUAAACUGAAAAUGCAAUUGUUACUUUUUAUUCAGUAAUUUUGCUGGGGCUCUAGUCACACCUUCGCAAGUUAAAUGCCAGCUUCAUGCAACCCAGACAUACAUUGUUAAAAGCGUUACGAAAGCACAGAGAAAAAUCUUGUAUUUGAACAUUUAUGUGGCAUUUGAAAUUCAUUAUAGUUCCACAUUUUAUGAAUCACAAAUGUAUGCUGGAAAAAAUAAUUUGGAAUAUUUAUAGGCUUUCCUCCAGUGUCUCACCCCGUGACAUCUGGCAUUUCUGUACAUUUUGAUAAUUCUCGCCUGCCGCAGACCGCUGCCGCUGCCUGGCUGGGUACCGCGCAGGGGUAGCUCUGGCCGGGAGUGUUUGUUCUUCUUGCUUUAAAUUCACACCAGUCAGAAUCUGAAGUGCUCUGGACAGAGCCGGGAGGCGUGGUGGGGACUUUAUGUGAACGGAGCUGGCGGCUCGCGCUGGGGGGGGCGAAUCCUGGUUUUGCGGAUGGAGGCAAAUGAGGAUCUCCAAGUUGCCUUGUAAUUGUAUAUCCCGACUGAUUAAACGUUGGCGGUGUUUCCUUGUCUAUUAUGCUCUGAAAAUCCUGUCAAGCACGCACUAACCCAGCAGCGAGGACCUGACACUGCUCACAGGGAGCUGGUUACUCGCGAUUUAUUAAAGGACUGUUCCUGCCCUGUC